AUGGCCGAAGGAGUAGAGGUAGCAUUAAACAUUAUUGUUAAAUGGAAUGGCUGUGAUUAUAAAAUAAAUUUAAUGCCUUCCUCGAACAUUCUUGAUUUGAAAAAUAGUAUUUACAAAGAAACAAAUGUUCUCCCUGAACGACAAAAACUUAUGGGCUUAAAAUUCAAAGGUAAAAUUCCCGGUGAUGAGGUUUGUUUAAAAGACCUACAAUUGAAAGAUAAUUUGAAAAUAAUGAUGAUGGGUACCCAAGAGGAGGAGAUUGCAAAAGUUACGGAAGGUGUAGUUGAAUAUCCUGAAGUUGUGAAUGAUCUUGACAUUGAAGAAGAAGUUGUUGAAAUACAAAAUAAGGCAGAAUACUUGAGCAAAAUCGAAAAAAGAAUAAACACUUACCAGAUUAAUAUAUUGAACAAUCCAAGGCCAAAUAAAAAACUGCUUGUACUGGACAUAGACUACACUUUAUUCGACCACAGAUCAGUUGGCGAAACAGGAUCAGAUCUGAUGCGACCAUACCUUCAUGAGUUUUUAACUUCGUCUUAUGCUGAUUAUGAUAUUGUCAUUUGGUCUGCCACAAGUAUGAAAUGGAUAGAAGCAAAGAUGAAUGAACUGGGCGUUUCUAAAAACCCAAACUACAAAUUGUGCUUUAUGUUGGACAGUUUGGCCAUGAUAACAGUUCACGUGUCAUCGUAUGGAGUUAUUGAUGUUAAACCAUUGGGUGUUAUUUGGGGCAAGUUUCCUCAAUGGAACAAGCACAACACAAUCAUGUUCGAUGAUUUACGUAGAAACUUCAUAAUGAAUCCACAAAAUGGCUUGAAAAUUCGUCCAUUUAAAAACGCUCACACGAACAGAAGUACAGACAAAGAAUUGAAAAAGUUAUCAAAAUAUUUAAAAUACAUAGCUCCAUUGGAUGACUUUACAGCUUUAAACCACAGUGAGUGGGAAUCCUACUAUAAAUCCAAAAAACGGGGACAUCAUCCGACAAGUUAA
Helobdella robusta is the source of this 984-nucleotide messenger RNA. RefSeq lists its product as hypothetical. Gene Ontology annotation, biological process: protein dephosphorylation. The coding region runs from base 1 to 984 and encodes 327 amino acids. The transcript is spliced from 7 exons. Gene Ontology annotation, cellular component: nucleus. Gene Ontology annotation, molecular function: protein binding; protein serine/threonine phosphatase activity. The record is from RefSeq and is a predicted model, not a curated record. NCBI's taxonomy places the organism in Eukaryota, Metazoa, Annelida, Clitellata, Rhynchobdellida, Glossiphoniidae.